Pyricularia grisea is the source of this 1916-nucleotide messenger RNA. RefSeq lists its product as uncharacterized. The record is from RefSeq and is a predicted model, not a curated record. Gene Ontology annotation, molecular function: NADH dehydrogenase activity. NCBI's taxonomy places the organism in Eukaryota, Fungi, Ascomycota, Sordariomycetes, Magnaporthales, Pyriculariaceae. The transcript has 2 exons. Bases 245 to 1795 code for a protein of 516 amino acids.
GAUUGAUCAAUUGGCUGAUCCGGUCCUCGCCGAGCGGCUGAAUCAACUUGAUUCCCCAAUCAUCCAUGUGUCAUACUUGCGUUACCGAACAAUCCGGUAUUAAAACCUCUCUUGUAGCGGCCAUGAUAUAUCAACGCCAAAAUGGAUCACAGUACCAAACUGCCAUGAUUGCGGAAAUGUGCAUCAUAUUGUUUUGUUUUAUCUCACCCCGUUUGGUCCUCUGAUCGAUUGUGUUGUUCUCAAAAUGUCUUUAAAUUGCUCCGCACGAAGACAGGCACUUGUGACAUUACGGACUAAGACAAAUGCUACGCAUAAGUGCCUUAGAUCAUUAUCAAGUUCCGCAACCAAGGACCUGACAACAGGAAGACAAAAUGGCAAACGAAAGGAGAGGGUCGUGAUACUGGGCUCUGGGUGGGCAGGCUACGCCCUUGCGCGGACAUUAGAUCCAGCUAAAUUCGACCGCGUUGUCGUUUCCCCCAGGUCGCACUUCGUCUUUACUCCCCUGCUGGCCUCUACCGCCGUCGGCACUCUAGAGUUCCGCGCCGUGGCCGAGCCCGUCCGCCGCAUCCGCCAGGUUAUAUUUCACCAGGGGUGGGCAGACGACGUCGACUUCACGCGCAAGGUCGUCCGGGUCGAGGCCAGCAUCGACGACGAUGCCGCAUCCCACACCACAAUCCCCGCACCGGAGCCGGCGACCAUACCAGGCAGUGCCGUUAUUCCCACCACUCCGCACAAGGGCCCCAUGAUCGACGUGCCGUAUGACAAGCUGGUGGUCGCAGUGGGCGCCUACUCGCAGACGUUCAACAUCACCGGCGUGCGCGAACAUGCACACUUUCUCCGCGACGUCGGCGACGCGAGGCGCAUUCGCCUUCGCAUUCUAACCCUGUUCGAGCACUGUGCCAGCAACCCGACGAUAUCCGACGAGCAGAAGCGCGAGCUGCUCCACUUUGCUGUGGUGGGGGGCGGGCCGACCGGCAUCGAGUUUGCGGCCGAGCUGCACGACCUCAUCUACGAGGAUCUGAUCAAGGUCUACCCGGGUCUUGUCCCGCUGGUCCGCAUUACCGUUUAUGACAUCGCCCCGGCGGUCCUUCCCAUGUUCGACCGGGAGCUGGCUGACUACGCCAUGGAGCUUUUCAACCGUAGGGGUAUAGAGAUACGUACGGAACACCAUCUGCAAGCCAUACGUGCCGAGGGAGAAGGUCUGAAGCUCAAGAUAAAAGAGCACGGCGACCAGGAGGUAGGCGCAGGGAUGGUCGUCUGGAGCACGGGAUUGAUGCAGCACCCGCUGGUCAAGAAGCUCACCAACAACCAAGUCCGUGGCCGAGAUUCAAACUCAAACUCGCCUUUGCGCCUCAGAAGUGACCCCAAAACUGGCGCCAUUGUGACUGAUGGUCAUAUGCGGGCACAACUUACAGAAAAUGCGUCAGGAGAGAAAUUAUCAAGAAUGGACGACGUCUUCGUCAUCGGCGAUUGCGCUUUUUGCGAAGCUGAUCAGUCAUUGCCAAAGACAGGCCAAGUCGCAUCCCAACAGGCUGUAUACCUAGCCAAGGCCAUGAACAAGGGGAACAUAGCCGAGAGUAAACCCUUUUCCUUCAGAAAUUGGGGAACGAUGGCAUACCUGGGAGGCUGGCGCGCGAUCCAUCAAAGCAGCGCGGACGAACUAAGAGGACGUGCCGCUUGGGUUUUGUGGCGGACGGCAUAUUUGACAAAAAGCCUGAGCGUGCGCAAUAAGAUUGUUGUGCCGUUUUUCUGGUUUAUAUCAUGGCUCUUCGGAAGAGACAUAUCUCGUUUUUAGUAACAUAUCUCAAAUCCCUCCUCACUGUUUAAUUAUUAACAUGAUUCUGGGCCCAGCUGCCUGAACUGCUACCUUCUACCUUUCUCUACUUGUUCUUUAUUUCACCCAACAACAAGCGGAA